AUGCUGCGCUUCAGGUCGUGUGCGUUUCAAACGAGCGGUACAGGGAUGCCUUGGUUGCUUCGCUUCAAACACCGCCUCCAGUCUACCGUUGCAGCCACUGCGGAGGCGGCCUGGACUGCGCCCCCCACCAACAGGGCGGUGGCACAUUGGUUGUACUGCUCGGCGGCGUUGGUGGGGGGCGUCGUCGUCAUUGGCGGUGUUACUCGCCUCACGGAGAGUGGGCUGAGCAUCGUGGACUGGAAGCCCGUGACGGGCGUUCGUCCGCCCCUCACACGUCAGGAAUGGGAGGAAGAGUUUGCCAAGUACCAAAACUUUCCAGAGUUUAAGCAGAAGGACAGUAUGACUAUGGAGGAAUUCAAAUUUAUUUUCUUCUGGGAAUGGGCCCAUCGACUCAUGGCGCGCAGUCUUGGACUUGUCUACGGAGUUCCCAUGAUGUACUUUCUAUGCAAAGGCCGUUUCAAGGGGCACAACGCACUCGCCGCCGCCCUUGUCGGGAUUCUUGCGCUGGGUGGGGCGCAAGGGGCAAUGGGGUGGUACAUGGUUCGCAGCGGCCUUGACCCACGGCUGCUGGAGGAGCGGCGGAAGGCCACUGUUUCAGCCUACCGCCUCGCAGCCCAUUUGGUGUUGGCCUUUGUGAUAUACUCCUGUAUGAUGCGUGUUGGAUUUGGCUUGAAACUUCCACAUCUGGGUGAAUUCCAAGGCAAAACCGUUAUUCAGUGUUGGUCCCGACUCUCGUUCGCCGUUGUUUUUUGCACCGUCGUCUCGGGAGCUUUUGUUGCGGGGUUGGAUGCAGGUCUCAUGUACAACAACGAGUUUCCUUGGAUGGGCGGCGGUCUUGUGCCUCCCCGCGAUCACCUUUUCACGGUGGAGCCCUGGUGGCGCAACGCCCUUGAAAACCCAGCGGCGGCGCAAACCUGGCAUCGCUUGAUGGCUGCUGCUAGCACUGCUUCUAUUUUGGGGUUGAAUGUAGCCUGCCUUCGCCACGGUGCAGUGCUACCAAAGAUGCUGCGACGUGGCUUGAUGCCUGUCAACGGCAUUCUGGCUCUGCAGGUUGGGCUGGGCAUUUGGACCAUUGUCUCCUACGUGGAUGUGCCAAUUGCCACGACGCAUCAGUUGGGCUCACUGCUCCUGUUGACGAGCAUCAUUCGCCUCUGUGCCCUCCUUGGGUCCCGAGGGCUGCUGUUAGCAUAG
Molecule: messenger RNA, 1191 nt
Organism: Trypanosoma rangeli
Lineage: Eukaryota; Euglenozoa; Kinetoplastea; Trypanosomatida; Trypanosomatidae
Product: cytochrome oxidase assembly protein
Exons: 1
Coding region: 1-1191 (396 amino acids)
Biological process (GO): heme A biosynthetic process
Cellular component (GO): mitochondrial inner membrane
Molecular function (GO): oxidoreductase activity, acting on NAD(P)H, heme protein as acceptor
Source: RefSeq, a predicted model, not a curated record